UUUUAACGGGCGACCUAAGAAAACAGUCAGGACCCCGCCCACACCGGGAUCAUCUAACAACAUAACCAUAAACAAAUCUAAAAGAAACACAUAUUUCACGUUACUAUGGUCAUUUAUAACACAUAUUCCUCGCAUUUAUCUAUUAAAAACAUUCCAACUGUACUUUUUCAGUUAACGCAACAAUACAUGAAACAGCUAAAUUAAAAAGUAUUAUUAUUUAUUAGUUUAUUAUAUGUUUAAUCAAUACAUUUAUGAGGCAAUAUUUGCUAAAAUAAAUAAAAAUAAAUGAGAAUAUAUAUAUAUAUAAAUAUUUUAUAUCUGCAAAUAAGAAUUAAAUGUUUAUGUUUACCUUUAUUUAGUCUUGUUUUAGCUGUAUUGUAUUUCUGUGAAUCACAUUGAGAGGAACAAAAACAAGUUGUAUGUGUACACAGUUACUUUAAAGCUUUAUGGCCUCAUCUAGACACUCUUGAAAAGACAUUGCCUAUACGUAGCAAUGACAAAAAGGGAAAAGAACAUUUAAUUGUCUCAAAACAAUAGUACAAACAGUAGUAUUACAAUAUUUACAUUGAUCAAAUAUGUACACUGUAAAUGCACAAUGUAGUAUUGUAUUAUAUUAUGAUAGUACCCAGGUCCUUAACUCAAGUAAAAGUUGCAAUAUUGCAUUUAAGUAAUUAUGUAGCAUGGCUCAGAGUUACAUUUUAGCCUACUUAAUCUACAACAUACACGUAUUUUAUACUUAAGUACAGUACUUGAGUAAAUGUACCAUUGAUGAUAAUACAUCCAUGUACGUAAAGGGUAUAUAAAUCUAUAGUCGGUGUAUUAAUUGCAAGUUUGUCGAGGCUUUUAUUCUGAAUAAUUUCACCGGAAGUCUUUUCUGCUCCCCAAUGCAAAUACUGGAUGGGCCACACGCAUGCGCACUCCCUUACUCUACAUUAAACAGUCCUAGGUGGGCAUUUUGCGCUGAGCUUGAAAAUAUCAUCGACUGAUUCACGGUAAUUGAUCACAUCCUCACCAUGGCGUCCAGUGGAUAUCUGCAGGCAGCGGUGCUCCUUCUGGCGGUGCAGCUCAUCUGUCUCGGUGCAGCUGAUGCGGAUCAGGAGACUGGGACUGUCAUCCCUGCUGAAAGUCGCCCAUGUGUGGACUGUCAUGCAUUUGAGUUCAUGCAGCGAGCACUGCAAGAUCUAAAGAAGACGGCGUUCAACCUUGAUGCCAGGACGGAGACGCUGGUGCUGAGGGCCGAGAGGAGGGCUCUGUGCGACUGUAUGCCCACCAGCUCACUGCGCUGAGUGCACCUGAGGACGCUUCCCCCCCCCCCCCUGUCAUCACACUGACCUCGACUCAUGUACAGCGAUUUUCAUCUUAACUUAUUCACGCAAUAGGCACUUUAUUUUCUUUUCUCUCAUACCACUGUUGGGUGAAGCUUUGAUUUGAAAUCGUGCAUCCGAAGGCAUGUUAUCGUUUUGUUUUGCCUUAUUGGGGAGGACUUUUAUAUCACUGACGUUUUACAUCGUGAAACACACGCCUGUUCGAUUAGUUUGUUUUCAUCGUCGUAGGAUUUGGGUCAGUUCUCAUCCGUCUCCGAUGAAGCAUACACUAUCUUUUGUACUUUUUAGUAUUUGACUGUAUAAUGUAGAUACAGUAGAAUGCGUUGACAAACUUACUCGUCCAAUGUGUUGUAUGAGAUUAACGUUUACGACAAUUUUACACAUCAAACUGUAGCAUCACGUGGAAUUUAUUUAACGGCUCAAAAUACUUCAAAGAUUCUAAUUAAUCUCUUUGCAGCCUGGCUUCUUUUGCAACAACUAGAAAAGGUUGGGUAACUUAUUAAAGAAAGUUAUAUUUCUUUGUAAUAACCAUGAAGAUUUAUCAGCAGAAAGACAUUUCUACCAGAAGUUAAAACAAUAUUUUGAAACCUUUUUGUUUUAGGUCUUGAUUUAGCACAGCACUGUAGCAUGACUUUACAGCACGUUUUGUUAACCUGCUGUUAAUGUAGAUUGUAUGUAUAGAUUCUGUACAUGUACACGGGUCUUCUCCGCCUGACAAAGGUGUAUGCAAGAAUAGUGACGAACGAUAUAGUAUCAUGAACUGCAAUAUCGACGGGGGAAGGGAGGACAGCUAGAGGAACGCUGGCUGCAGCAGGGGACAUAGAGAUAGUCUUAUUGUUGCUUGUUCAUGUACUUUGUUAACUUUAUGUCACAAGACACCCCAUUUAUUGUCUUAAUGUUGUACCUAUCAAUAAAAACAAUGAAUGAUCUGUA
Messenger RNA from Cottoperca gobio, 2258 nucleotides. It is a transcript of the gene nicol1, whose product is annotated as NELL2 interacting cell ontogeny regulator 1. NCBI's taxonomy places the organism in Eukaryota, Metazoa, Chordata, Actinopteri, Perciformes, Bovichtidae. The coding region runs from base 1014 to 1286 and encodes 90 amino acids. The transcript is spliced from 4 exons. The record is from RefSeq and is a predicted model, not a curated record.